AUGAAAAGCAGCACGUUCACCAUCGAUGACCUGAAGGCCGCGCAGACCCCUGCCUGCGCGAAGACGAAGUUGGUGGAGUACCUGAAGAGCCUUCGACCUAGAAGAGAACCCAACCGUGUGCGGACGGUGACCGACAGGGAUAAGCUCAUGCACCAGAGCUGCUACGAGAAGCCUGUCAGCUACUAUUUUACCAGCGGCAGAAAGAUCACCUGCCCCAGAUUGGUUGAGAAGGAAUGUUCUCCUUACAUCAUCGACUCCCAGAACCGACCGAACGAACAGGUCCAUCUGGAUUAUAUUAAGACAUUGCCUCACUACCUCAAGCCCAGCAGGAGGGAUAAGCCUGUCAUCGGAAUAAACGACAGGAUUUAUAUACCUGAGGACGAUCCUCAAUAUCCACCAAAACAUACUCUCACCAAAAAUGCUCCUGACUAUUUCAACAUGAUCGUUGGAAGCCCGAUCGAGGAGGCGUUUUUCAACAAAGAUGGCUACAUCUCCAGGUUGAAGAAAACCUUUUAUAUCAGGCUGAGGCACGCCAUCGACGAAGAGGUCCUAUUGGUCGAUGAAGAGAGGAAACUGAGAGAACUUUAUUACCUUGUACGCAUUAGAAAUGAGCACGCUAAAAUGCUCGACUCAUUUAAUGAAUACUUGAAGAAAAACUUGGAAGAGCUGCAAGCUGUUACGGACGUAGCUGUGAAAAUGGCGAAACUUGUCGAAGUGAAGGCGAUACAAAUCGUGAUUGCGAAUGGCACGCUGGAGAACAUCAAGGAUUGCUUGUUUCAAAUGGACAAAGUUCUUAGUUACAGAAGGAUUUGCAAGAUAACCUUAGAUGAGCUGACUCCAGAGCUGUGGCGGAGAGAGUACUCCAAGGAGAAGGCCAAGCUCCAGCCGAUAGCAGACAGAGCUGCAGACUACGUUCUACAGAUGUUGGCCUAUUUCAAGUUGAAGAUCCCAUUCCCUGAGGAAACUCUGGAGAAGGUUGUACUCUGCCUGGCCAAUACCAUCCGGAACCUAGGUCCUCCUGCUAGGUACUUCAAGCUACCUGUUGAGGUACAACAAGCGUUGAAGAAGUUGGAGCAUAGCACUGUCGUCUCCAUCCAAGCUCUUGAAAUGUCCUCCAGUCGUAGGGAAAAAAUUAUGGAAAAAGAUAGAAAAAUUCUGAAAGAAGAAAGGAAAUCAUUAAAUGUAUUAAGAACAGAUAUAGAAGUUUUGAAAUAUGAAUUUUCUAAGAGAAUUGCUCCAAUUAUUACAAUAGAAGAAGAAACUGGUGUCAUAAUGUCUUAUUGGAGGGCAGUAACAACAAACCCAGACCUUCUUCAGGCUUUUGUUCACAUAAAAUGUUUGUAUGAAGAAUUUGUUGGCGAUGAAUCACCAACUAAAGAUAUUGUAGAGAUGAUAUCUUUGUUAACAGAAAAAAUCAUAGACACCCAGAUGAGAGUCAAUUCUCUUCCUGAAGAAGAGACAAGGAGAAUAUACAAUGAAAUUAAGGGUAAAGAUGAUAUGGAUAUACAAAACGCAUUAGUGGCUAGAAAACUUAAAAUAGAAACAGAAAAGAUGCUGAAGAAGAUGAACAAACGUUUCGAAAAAAGAAUUGCACACCCUGGGAUACCCCAGAAAUACAGGAGGAUACCAACCAUAAAGAAAAAGAAGACAGUUGAAAUGGUAAGGCCUAUAACACCGCCCAAUCAAAGAGCCUUGAAACACAUUUUGCGGAUUUUCCAACCCACCAUAUCCCAGGAAGCGUAUCUAAACUUCUUGGAUAGUAUUAAAAAAAUGGAUAAGGUUGAAGAGCAGCUGAAGGUGGUUAAAUAUCCACCGAAAGUCGCUGAAAUCGUCCCCUCGGACAUUCCUUCACCACCUUUCACAGCUAAGAGAGAGACCCCUCCAUCAGAAAGCAACAAGAUGUUGGUUGACUCUGGAGAUUCAGAAACACCUUCAAAUAUCCCAAGUGUGAGUGAAGAUCCAGAUAGUUUUUUUCAAGAUGAGAAUUGCUAA
Messenger RNA from Nezara viridula (southern green stink bug), 1992 nucleotides. The record is from the annotation of a GenBank genome assembly. NCBI's taxonomy places the organism in Eukaryota, Metazoa, Arthropoda, Insecta, Hemiptera, Pentatomidae.